AUGAAUAGGAAAAACACUAAUAAUGAAUGCACAUUGUCAUGCUUGUCUUACACACUGAAGAAGUACUGUGUACAGUGACCAUUUUGACACCUAGCAGGCCAGUGACGGUGGAGGGCUUAACACUUAAAGGUUCUCAAAUGUCUCAUAGCUUAACUAGUGCCAAGCCCCCACCCCAAACACUUGACCCCUGCUGACGUCGGCUGUCCAUUUACAUUUAGGGACACCGGCUCACUCCACUCUUAAUACCAUUUCUAGUGUGGAGAGAAGCAGGCGCCAGGGAUAAAGUGCGAGAGAAACUGAGAGCACGUUAUCUGAGUUUUCAGUUGUAGAGGUUUCAAAUCUUCAGUUGCAUUGCUGGUGAUUGGUUAUUUUUGAGUUUGAAUCUGUGCUGUUCCACUGUUCCACUUUUCUUUAUUAGUUUGUGCACCAAAGGGGAGCACUGAAGGGCAGAGCUGGCUACAAUUUUUGAAAAAGUCUUUUUGUCUGUUUCACGGACGUUAUUGGUCCUACUUUUGUCUAAAGUUGGUGUCUUAACGUGAGUUUUACAUCACCGUAAGCCAUGAGUUCCUUGGUAAUGAACACAGUAGGAGAUGGCAACAGCGCAAGCUUUGACAUCAUCCAAAAUCGGAUUGAGUCACUGAGCAGCAAGAUGGACAAGCUCAUCAACAUUCAAGAGAAGGUCCUCAACCGACUAGAAGGGAUGUCUCAGGACAUUGACGGCAUUGAAAAGGAUAUGGAGAAUCUGAAGGUUGACAAGGAGGAGAUCCAUUUUCCACCCAGGAUGGUGAACCAGACGCAGGUCAUGGGUGGAGAGGUGAAGGAGAUAUGUCAGGAGAUGAGCACCAUAAUGUCGGCAGUGAACCAGCGGUCCGAGCAGCAGGCUCAGAAGCUCGAAGGGAUGGAAAAACUGGUCCUCAGCAUGCAGCAGGUGAUCAGCUUCAUUGGGGAGACGGUGAAGAGUUCCAGGGUUAUGGAGUUGGUGUUCAAAGGCCCUGCAGCUCGGAAGGGCUCCAAGCUCAAAGACAAUAAAGGAAAACAAGCAACUAAGACGAAAUCUUCUACAGACACAAUUAACAAGAAGCUUGACAAGAAACCUACCUCUAAUAAAGCCAGUAAAGGGAAUCUGGAGAUAAUUCCUGCAUGUGAGCCCAGUUCUCCACAGCGUUCUAACAAGAUAAAGCUCCAAGGACCAAAGAAUUUCCUCUCCUCUCGCAAAUGUGGAAACUUUUUGAAGGACCACAAAGGUAAAGAUGGGACAGAUAAGCCCUGUUCGAGCCCCAAGGGUCUGAAAGCUCAAAAGAAGAUGAAGCCCCCAGACACAGCAGAAAAUAUCUCCUUGAAGAAGCAGGUGUUGCUCCUUGAAGAGGUGCAGAAACUCAACCGGGACAAUGCAGAGAAAUCAAGUCACCAUCUCACCCCUGGACAUCUGGAUCUGGAGGCUGGAGUGUCCCCUAAAGAUCAAAAGCCUGAUGCCCCCGCUUGCUACCUGUACCUGCGUGAGGACUCCCAUGUGGCUGUGCCUGAGAAACGUGAGGUUGUCGAGGCGGUUAGUGAGCAGGAGGUUGGGGAAAAGGUGCAUGAGGCAGAGGUUAGAGAAAAGGAACCCAAGCUUGAUGUGGAGAAAGAGAAAGAGGAAGAGAAUCUAUUUGUCCCAGAGGAAAAGAAGGAAGAGGUUGAAUCUCCUGCUGAAGAAACCAAACCCUCAGAGUCCCCUGCUGCCCAUGACGAUGAAAAAGAACCGACUACAAGCGAUGACCAAAAAGAUGCCUCCCCAUCUCCAGAGGCUGAGCAGGACAGGAUAUCAGAAGUCAGCUGCACAAGUACCAAGUCCUUUGUGGCUAAUGAACACUUUGUAGUGGAGGAACACGUAAAGAGCCAGGUGGUGAAGGAGGAGGUUGAAGAGGAGGAGAAGAAGGUAGACAACAAGGAGGACGAACAAAGGCUUGAUUCUGAGGGCUGGGCCGUCUUCAGGGCUGACGGAGUUGAAUUCCAGUUAGACCUAAAGCAAAGGAUGAAAAGAUCGAGAAAGGACAACGAUGUAGAAAAUGAUGCAGAGGAGGUGGAUGAAGAAGAUGUAGAGCGGUACUUUAUUGACAACACUCCUCCUCCGGUGGCUCCUUUCAAUCACCGCAUCGUUUCUGCCAAGCCCAACCAGAUCAUCAACUUCUACACCAUCAACUGGCAGGAGGUCCUGGGCGGGGGUCGUUUUGGCCAGGUGCACAAAUGUGUUGAAAACUCUUCCGGUCUCACUUUGGCAGCGAAGGUCAUCAAAGCCAGGAACCAGAAAGAAAAGGAGGUGGUGAAGAAUGAGAUCCAGGUCAUGAAUAAUCUGGACCAUGCCAACCUGAUCCAGCUCUAUGCAGCUUAUGAGUCAAGGAAUGACAUCAUCCUUGUACUUGAAUAUGUUGGUGGAGGGGAGCUGUUUGACAGAAUCAUUGAUGAAAACUACACUUUAAUGGAGCUGGACGCUGUGUUGUUCAUCAGGCAGAUUUGCGAGGGCCUGCAGCAUAUGCACAAAAUGUACAUCCUACACCUGGACUUAAAGCCAGAAAACAUCCUGUGUGUGAGCAGAGUCACAAAUAAGAUCAAAAUCAUCGACUUUGGUCUUGCUAGGAUAUAUAAACCGCGGGAGAAACUGCGAGUGAAUUUUGGCACGCCAGAGUUUCUUGCUCCAGAAGUCAUCAACUACGACUUUGUGUCGUUCAACACAGACAUGUGGAGCCUCGGGGUCAUCACCUACAUGCUCCUGAGUGGUCUCUGCCCCUUCCUUGGUGACAAUGACAAUGAGACUCUGAAUAACAUCUUGGCCUGUAAGUGGAACUUUGAGGAACAAGAGUUUGUAGAUACGUCUGAAGAAGCCAAAGACUUCAUCUCCAGACUCCUUAUGGUGAAUAAAAGUUGGAGGAUGGGGGCAUCUGAGGCCUUAAGACAUCCGUGGCUAUCUGACCCAGUCCUUCAUCAUCGCCUUCACACAAAGAAAACUAUGUGCAGAUCACGACGAUCAUCAUGUGUGCCCAAAACCGAUAGUUGAGGAAUGCUUUCAAACCAUCCACAAGGGGGAAGCAUGCCUCAAAUGUUGUGCAGGAUAUGGCACAGCAAAAACAGGAGUUUCAGUACCUGCCUGUUACAGAUAUACAGUUACUGCGGCCUUCUGAGAGAAUAAUCUCCAUUUACAUUGUUUUUUUUAAGGGCUGCCAUAAUGUGAUGGCUCCAGCUGUGGCCACUUGGACCAACCCUCCUGUCCAUGUAAAUUACCAAAUUUCAGUCCAUGCACCUGUGGAAUGGGAAAUUCUGGCCACCCCACAAACCUUUUCCUGACAUGUGCUCCACUGUGUUGUAUUAACGCAAGCAAUAUACAAAAAAGAAUAUACAGACAAAAACAGAUUUGUUUAAUUUAAAAGUUGAUAGUCCCACCAUGGAGUAAACUGUAAUUUCAUGAAAAUGUAUUUUCCUAUUGGAAUGCAAGAGAAACAAAGGGUUAAUAAAAUAACAAGAACAUCCUAUAACAUUUAUCAAUCCAGUAAAAUUGCCAUGUAAUAAAUGCUACCUUUGUGAAGCUCACAAUUUUCAGUUACCGUCGAGAGCAAUGGGCAAUCACCUGUUUAGAUUGUUUGUGGUAGUGUUGUAUUGGACUGUUUUGUAUCAGCUGUUUGUCUAACCAAAUCUCUAACCAAAUACAUUGUGCUGUUAUUGAUCGCUACUGUUUGCGUUGUCUAUUGAUAGAUAUGAACUUUACAUGUUUAGAAACAUACCUCGACUGCUACUGUAUGAAGGCAUGAUUCGUAUUAUGUGACUGUUGCAUUUCUACGCGCUCAAAUAUUAUCCAAUAUCUUUUUUAGGGGCACUGUAUAUAAAUGCUGAACUUUAGAUUAAAAAUCAGAUUUUCUUACAUCUAAAUGCUGGCUGUGUACUAUAGGUAUGGACAGAAUGGAAUUUGUGUGGUCGAUGUCACAAGAUGUGGUAUGUGCACUUUAUAAGGAUAUUUUUAUAAACAGAUUAUACAUGAAGCUACCAUAGUUCCAGUUAAAAAGCUUGUUUGGCUGGAUCUACCCAUAUUUCCUACAUCUUUUUCAUCCUGCUUUGUCCAGGUUUUUACACAUGUCUUAUCAGCUAUGUGUAUUAUUUUGAUUCUUUGUUGCAUGCCUCUAUGUGUUUUAUCAGCUAUUAAAGGUUAAACUUGAUUCACAGAGAAAUAACUUUUUUAAACUUCUGUCUUUUUUUUGUACUGUAUGCUGUCAUACCACUCUAGUGCUACUCUUCAUGCUACUAUAGAUGCUUUUUUCACAGAACACUGUUUUCUUUGAAAUGCCUUCUGUGAAGGUCCACUAAAUUAAAGUAAUACACUACCUAAUGUUGCCUAAGUUGAUACAAUGUUGUUAGAACUACAUUUAUGUGUUUUUAAUUUAACUUCACAAUGAAUGUUACAUUAGUUGUUGUUGAACACAGAGUGCUAGUAAAGAAAUUGUUGUCACCGAGUGUUAGCAAUUUCAAAUUCAGCAUGUAUUUGUGAAGUGUGUACACAUUCAUUAAACUUAAGUUGUGUCUUAAAUGAGA
Molecule: messenger RNA, 4554 nt
Organism: Micropterus salmoides (largemouth bass)
Lineage: Eukaryota; Metazoa; Chordata; Actinopteri; Centrarchiformes; Centrarchidae
Gene: mylk4a
Product: myosin light chain kinase family, member 4a
Exons: 15
Coding region: 560-3031 (823 amino acids)
Biological process (GO): protein phosphorylation; intracellular signal transduction; positive regulation of apoptotic process
Cellular component (GO): cytoplasm; nucleus
Molecular function (GO): protein serine/threonine kinase activity; ATP binding
Source: RefSeq, a predicted model, not a curated record